AUAUGCAGAGGGCCUGCCAGUUCUUCAAAAGCUCCAGGUUUUUUUUUUUUUAACUUUCCAAAAUUCCUUCAUUCAUCCCCGAGUCCUUCAGUGUACGUGCGAGGAGGCAUGGCCAUCUCUUUCUGACACAAGGAGCAAAGACACGAAGCAACAUGGCACUGCGUGGCGCGGAGCCGCGGCUCAUCGCGUGUGUUUUUGUGGGACUUCUCGUGGUCCUCCGGGCGCAGUACGAAAAAUAUAGUUUCAGGAGCUUCCCCGCCAAUGAGUUAAUGCCACUGGAGAGCGCCUACGGCUAUGCACUGGACCAGUACCAGGCUCAGAACUGGAAGGAGGCUAUCCGUUACCUGGAGAGCAGCCUGCGACUCCACAGGUUAUUGAAAGACUGCCAAGCGUUCUGCCACCAGAACUGUAGCUCUGCAGGGCGCCAGGAGGAGAUCCAGUUUACCGACUCCGAGCUACGGGUCUUCAGCCACGUCCUCCAGCGGGCGUCCUGCUUGAAGAAAUGCAAAAGCAGCUUUCCAGUUUUCUCUGUCACGCAGCCCAGGAAGGAGAUCCUAGACGCGUUUGAAGCCCGGGUCCCCUACCGCUAUCUUCAGUAUGCCAACUUCCAGGACAGCAAUCUGGAAAAAGCUGUCUCUGCAGCUCACACAUUUCUACAGAAAAACCCUGAGGAUCCCAUGAUGUUGAAGAACAUGAAUUACUUUAAGACAUUGUUUGAUGUGGAGGAAUACCUGAUUGACUUGGAAGAGCGCCCAUAUGAGAGUCUAUUCAUCAAAUCAGUUAAGCUGUACAACACUGGGGACUUCAGCAGCAGUGUGCGUGACAUGGAGCAGUGUCUUGUGGAAUACUUCAAGAGCUAUGAGCUUUGCCUGGCUGGCUGUGAAGGUGCUUAUGAGGUGAAGGAAUUUAAGGAUUUCUACCCAGCAGUGGCAGAUCACUAUGCAGAUACCCUCAAGUGCAAAAUAAAAUGUGAAAACAGCCUAGUCCCCAACGUGGGAGGCUUCUUUGUGGAGAAGUUCGUGGCCACCAUGUUCCACUAUCUUCAGUUCUCUUAUUACAAAUUGAAUGAUAUUAAAAAUGCUGCCCCCUGUGCAGCUAGCUAUUUGCUCUUUGACCCCAGUGAUGAGAUCAUGUUACAGAACAUGGUGUAUUACAGAUUUUACCGGGAGAAGUGGGGCCUUGACGAUGAUCAUUUUAAGCCGAGGACGGAAGCAUUGAAAUAUUUCAAUGUAACCACUAUGCAAAGGCAGAUGCUGGAAUUCAUAAAGAACUACAUGCAAUCAGACGAUGAGGGAGUGGUGAGCCCCGAGAUGUCAUCUGUGCCACCUGUUGAGUCUCCAGAUGCAGAGUUUGAUGGUCUUGGAGACUAUGAAGAAUCCUUAUAUUCAGUAUGGUGGCAAGAACCCAAAUCGAAAGGCGAUACAGGGGAACCAGCUUAAUGAUACCCUCAGUUUUAUUUAUCACACCAACCAGCAGGAUUAAAUGGAAAUUCCCAAGUGACUGAUACUUCCAUUAUAAGCCUCUCAAAGAAUCAGCAAGGACAACAAGACAUUACAAAGCACUGAAAUAGGAACAUUCAAUUAUGUUUAGAAAAUGACAUAGCAUCUGUCUACACUUGGGCAAGACACUUCUUUUCAGUAGGGCAGCUUUUCAGAAAAUGAUUCUCUAAAACCUCCUGCCUGUAACUGUUCUGUUUAGAUUAAGCAAACAGACCUAGUACCAAGUCUUUCAAACAUGGCUACAGUACAUGAUGUAUGCCACUUCACUCUUCCAGAUGCUAGCUUGAUUCCUUCCUUCUUUCCUUCCUUUAUCUGGCAUGGGUCUAUGCUGCAACCACUAAACCAAAUUGUACAGCUAAUAUAAAUGUUAUAUUGUGGCCUUCCACUUUAAAAGCAUAAAAAAGGAGGAAUUGCCUUGAAAACAGUGUGAACCUGUUUUUUUACUACGAUUUUCCUUUAUGCCAUUUGUUCCUCUUGAAACUAAUCAAUGUAAAUAAACUGCUAUGUACAGAAAGCAUAGAUAUUCAUGUUGUAAAUAAAAACUGUGACGUCCAUAAAUAAAACAAAAAAUAAACCA
Polypterus senegalus (gray bichir) is the source of this 2076-nucleotide messenger RNA. It is a transcript of the gene p3h4, whose product is annotated as prolyl 3-hydroxylase family member 4 (inactive). The transcript has 7 exons. The record is from RefSeq and is a predicted model, not a curated record. Gene Ontology annotation, cellular component: endoplasmic reticulum. Gene Ontology annotation, biological process: peptidyl-lysine hydroxylation; collagen fibril organization. Gene Ontology annotation, molecular function: collagen binding; protein binding. Lineage: Eukaryota; Metazoa; Chordata; Cladistia; Polypteriformes; Polypteridae. Bases 153 to 1439 code for a protein of 428 amino acids.